This is a messenger RNA of Moneuplotes crassus, 2614 nucleotides long. The record is from the annotation of a GenBank genome assembly. NCBI's taxonomy places the organism in Eukaryota, Ciliophora, Spirotrichea, Euplotida, Euplotidae.
AGAUGAUUCCCAUGAUGGACCCCCAAUACCUGGCAGAGAAGUAUGCAAGCAAGCCUAGCAACCAGAGGAAUAAAAUUCUUGGCGGGAGGUAUGUCAAAGAGAAAUACCUUGGCAAGGGAGGUUUUGCUUACUGCUUGCAAGUGACUGACACUAGUAAUGGAGAAAGCUAUGCCAUGAAGAUUAUUCCCAAAGCAGUCGAUGGUAAGAAGAGAGCCAUGGACAAAAUUCAAAACGAGAUUAGCAUUCUUAGUGAGAUGGACCAUAAAAAUGUUGCAAAAUGAGAACGGUAUCUCGAGGAUGAUGAAAAUGUGUAUAUUAUCAUGCAUCUCUAUAAGAACAAAAGCAUGGUUGAGCUUUUAAAGGUACGCAAAAGAAUCACCGAGGAAGAAACCAAAUGUUAUAUCCACCAACUAGUGCUUGGGCUAAAAUACAUUCAUUCACAGAAUGUUGUACAUCGUGAUUUAAAAUUGGGAAAUCUGUUCCUGAGUGAGAAAAUGGAGCUCAAGAUAGGUGACUUUGGUCUCUCCGAGAGAAUUAGCUACCCUGGGGAGCUAUUAAAGUCCAUGUCAGGGACCCCUAAUUAUAUCGCACCGGAGAUACUAAUAAACAAAGAGGGACACUCCUACGAAGUUGAUAUUUGGGCGAUAGGAGUUAUAACGUAUACAUUGAUUGUUGGUAAACCUCCCUUCCAGAGCAAGAACUCCAAAGCUACUUGUAGCCGAAUCAAACGCUUAGAUUAUUCCUUCCCGAAAGAUAUUUACAUUAGCCAUGAAGCAAAGGAUUUUAUAACCUCAAUGUUACAGUUAGAUCCAACUGAUAGGCCAUCUAUUGAGGAGAUUCUUGAGUUUUCAUUUUUGCAGGGCUCUUUCCCAGAUUUAUGACCUCCUUCCUCAAUGUAUGUGCAACCAGAGAAUUCAGAAUUAACAAAUCAUAAGAGGAAGGUUCUAAUUACUCCUCAAAAGUUCGGAAAUGCUAGAAGACCUAGGAGCAAUAUGAAAUCAUAUCGUGGGAGAAGCCCCAUAGCAGAUGAGAAUGAUAACUUGAGUCAGGAUAUAGGACAAGAAUCCAACAUUAUCAACCUCGACAACUCAAGUGGACAUGUUGAGACAAUGAUGAAGACAGUUCUCAAGAUGGAUCCAGUUUUCCUUAAAAAGAGGCGUCAUCCCUUCAGAGGAUCAGAAAAAAACCCUUUUAGAACAAGACUCCAGUCAGUUAAUUCAGCCAUCAGAGCUCCUUCUUGAAAUAAUGAUUCAGGGACUCCAAGAGGAUCCGAAGAUGAAGAUAGUCAUGAAAAUAUCAAACUAAAACCUGCAUGUUUAAAGAGUGACGAAGUGAGCACAAAAGAAUCCCAGAAGAUUACAGAAGAACCAAUUGGAGUCAAUAUCGUCAAAUGGCUUGAUUAUAGUCAUAAAUACGGGGUUGCUUACUUACUAUCUAAUAAUAGUAUUGGCGUUCUCUAUAAUGAUGAAACUAAGCUGAUUAUUACUCCAGGCAACAAUGGAAUAAGUUGAGAAAGCCCAGCUGUUCAUGGAGAGUCAGGUUUCCUUUCUAGAUUUGGGUCACAAACAAGUCACUUUGUCCAAAAAAUCUACUAUUUCAACGGUCUGGACAUGCUGGUGUACAGCCACGAUGACUUCUCUGCAUGCCAAGUUGAUAAAAUGAGCAAGGACCUUAAGAAAAAGAUCAAGAUCUUUGUGUACCUCAGAAAGCUGCUCACUUCAGAAAAGCCCAACGAUGUAAACCUGUCGCUGGUUCCUCAGACAAGGGCCCAGUACGACUCCACAGUCGUUUACCUGAAGAAGUGGAGCUACGUCGGCGCCAAACUGGUGUUCAAGCUCAACACCAAGAUGAUGCAGAUCGUCUGAGGCAGUCCGAACAAAGUGGGUGGGCCCAAGUCUCCCACCACAUCCGAAAUCAUUUUCAAGUAUGAUGUGGGCCACAUCAUGCACUACACGCACAAGGGCAGGUCGAAGGUGGUCACUGUGUCGAAGGCUGACAAGCGGGUGAUUUUCAGCAACUCGAAGGGGCUGGACGAGAAGCUGAGCGUUAUCGAGAAUUUGGUGCAAAAUCCUUCUCAUCAAAUGGUUAAUGCCACUCCUAGGACUCUUUGAGAGAAUAGGAAUACUUCUGCUCAAAGCUCAAGAUAUGAUGUGACCAAGAACGAGAGAUCAAUUUAUGGCUUUACUCCUGUUCAAAAGAAACAAAAUUCCCAUAACAUUCGUCAGAGCAGGUAUAAACCUAAACGAAAAAUGUAUGAGACUCAUCAGUCGUUAAGCUACACUCCAUUUAAAGAUCUCACCUCAAAGACAUCCUCAUAUAUGGGAAAUGCAGCUUCUAGCUUUAAUAAAGCUUUUCUUAAUCAGACAGGAGUUCAUAUGAGCAGUAACAAAAACCUUAGAACAGUAGGACUUCCUCCAACGUCAAAUAGUGGUUCUAAACCCGUAGGACUGUGGAGAGAUAAGUAUUCAGAACUUGGAACUCCAAGAAGGUUCGACUUCUCCAACUUGCCAGACCAAUCAACUAUAACGACCAGCUGAGUAAGGAGCAAGAGGAACUAUUCUAAAGAAUCAAGUGUUUUCAGGAAUCGCCGUUAGGGUUAAACCCUCAAAGAUCA